ACCCUGAAUUCUAUGUCCCAGCUCUGCCAUUUACUUUCCCUUUUCUUCUGUGAGGCACAGGGAAUAUAUUAGUCAUAUGACAAAACAGGAUGGGAUAGUUUAAGGAUGGUUUACUUUAAAAAGUCUGGUAAGUGAAGGCCAAAAGAGUGGACUGUGAUGAGGACCUGCCAAGCAGAGAGUCUGGGAGAACUGGGAUAAAAACGAGAGAAGGAAACUCAGUUUGGAAAUACUCUGAUGUAAGCUUUUCAGACCCAUGUGCCACUGGAUUUAGGUGAGUUAGGAAGGGUUGCAGUACCUCAGAGUAAUUAGAGAUUUUAAGACCAGGUACGGAUUUCUUUUUAGUGAUACUAAGCAAAUCAUUUAACCUCUCUGAACCUCAAUUUUCCCACAAUGUCAGACGAAGGAAAUAUAUUCAACUUAUGAGAGUUAAAUGAGAGAAAUAAAGUCAGUCAACAGAAGGCUUUAACACAUUUGUCACCCCUUGGGUAAAUAAUCAUGCCUGUUACCAGAGCUCUUAACAAGGGAAGUGGCGAGGGGGAUGCAGAACUUCCGGUAGGCGCCCCCCGACCUCCCCGCUGGGUCGGCAGGCUUACGACCUGAACUUGGACAAGUCAUUUCGCAAGUCACUGAGACGACGGUGCAGGGAUGCGCCGUGAGGAUGUGGCCGGGUGGCUGACGAGAGAUCGGGAAGUGACUUAGGAGGAGAGCGGGCAGGGUGCCUGCUCUGAGAGGCGUCAUCUCCCUGCUCGCUCUGUGAUGUUUCAGUCCCGGGAAGCCACGCGCCAUGUCUCUGAGCAGCGCCUUCCGGGCUGUGGGCAACGACCCUGGGAUCAUCACCUGGAGAAUAGAGAAAAUGGAGCUGGCACUGGUGCCCUUGCGUGCCCACGGCAACUUCUAUGAGGGAGACUGCUACGUCAUCCUCUCGACGCGGAGAGUGGGCAGCCUCCUGUCCCAGGACAUCCACUUCUGGAUCGGGAAGGACUCCUCCCAGGACGAGCAGAGCUGUGCGGCCAUCUACACCACGCAGCUGGACGACUACCUGGGGGGCGGCCCCGUUCAACACCGGGAGGUCCAGUACCACGAGUCCGACACCUUCCGCGGCUACUUCAAGCAGGGCAUCAUCUACAAGAAGGGUGGUGUGGCCUCUGGGAUGAGGCACGUGGAGACCAACACCUACAACGUGAAGCGGCUGCUGCAUGUGAAGGGGAAGAGAAACAUCCGGGCCAGCGAGGUGGAAAUGAGCUGGGACAGUUUUAACCGAGGAGACGUCUUCCUGCUGGAUCUCGGGAAGGUCAUCGUCCAGUGGAACGGCCCGGAGAGCAGCAGCGGGGAGCGCCUGAAGGCGAUGCUUCUGGCAAAGGAUAUUCGGGACAGGGAGCGAGGGGGUCGUGCUGAGAUAGGAGUGAUCGAGGGAGACAAGGAGGCAGCCAGCCCGGAGCUGAUGAAGGUUCUUCAGGACACCCUCGGCCGGCGCUCCAUUAUCCAACCGGCAGUCCCAGACGAGGUCAUAGAUCAGCAGCAGAAAUCAAACAUCACGCUUUAUCAUGUCUCAGACUCGUCUGGGCAGCUGGCGGUCACGGAGGUAGCGACGAGGCCUCUGGUCCAGGACUUACUGAACCCUGAUGACUGCUACAUCCUGGACCAAAGCGGAACCAAGAUCUACGUGUGGAAAGGAAGGGGAGCUACAAAGGCUGAGAAACAGAUGGCCAUGUCUAAAGCCCUGAACUUCAUCAGGAUGAAGGGCUACCCCAGCAGCACCAACGUGGAGACCGUCAACGACGGUGCCGAGUCGGCCAUGUUCAAGCAGCUGUUCCAGAAGUGGACAGUGAAGGAGCAGACCGUGGGUCUGGGGAAGACGUUCAGUGUGGGUAAAGUCGGUAAGACUGCCCCCAGAUGGUGUUCUCGUUGUGGGGGGUCUCUAGAAAGACGGGCACGGAUGCUUUUCACUCACCUGGCUUCUCCCAAACCCCUCUCUGCAGCGAAGGUUUUCCAGGAUAAGUUUGAUGUAACUGUGCUGCACACCAAACCAGAGGUGGCAGCCCGGGAAAGAAUGGUGGACGACGGCAGUGGCAAAGUCGAGGUCUGGAGGAUAGAAAACCUGGAGCUGGUCCCCGUGGAGCACCAGUGGUAUGGCUUCUUUUACGGGGGAGACUGCUAUCUGGUUCUCUACACAUACGAGAUGCAUGGGAAGCCUCAUUACAUCCUGUAUAUCUGGCAGGUAGGCCUGGAGCAGGCUCUUAGCUUUGGAUCCUGGUGCUUCCUCUGGCCACGGAGCUGGGGCCGGGGGUGGCAGGGACCCAUUGUGCCCGUCUCACCCCUGCAGGGCCGCCACGCCUCACAGGAUGAGCUGGCAGCCUCGGCAUAUCAGGCGGUAGAGGUGGACCGGCAGUUUGAAGGGGCCCCCGUGCAGGUUCGGGUCACCAUGGGGAAGGAGCCGCGCCACUUCAUGGCCAUCUUCAAAGGAAAGCUGGUCAUCUUUGAGGGUGGGACUUCGAGGAAGGGAAGUGCUGAGCCGGAUCCUCCAGUAAGACUCUUCCAGAUUCAAGGACAUGACAAAUCUAACACCAAAGCAGUGGAGGUCCCAGCCUUCACCUCCUCCCUAAACUCCAACGAUGUCUUUCUGCUGCGGACCCAGGCAGAGCAUUACCUGUGGUGUGGCAAGGGGUCUAGCGGGGAUGAGCGGGCCAUGGCCAAGGAGCUGGCCGGACUCCUCUGUGAGGGCACGGAGAAUACAGUGGCUGAGGGCCAGGAGCCGGCUGAGUUCUGGGACCUGCUGGGAGGGAAGACUCCCUACGCCAGUGACAAGAGACUGCAGCAGGAGAUCCUAGAUGUCCAGUCUCGCCUCUUCGAAUGUUCCAAUAAGACCGGCCGGUUCACGGUCACUGAGAUCACAGACUUCACCCAGGACGACCUGAACCCAGGUGACGUGAUGCUCCUGGAUACCUGGGACCAGGUGUUCCUGUGGAUCGGGGCCGAGGCCAAUGCCGCGGAGAAGGAGGGCGCUCUGACUGCUGCCCAGGAGUACCUGCACACUCACCCCAGCGGCCGCGACACCAGCACACCGAUCCUGAUCGUUAAGCAGGGGUUCGAGCCUCCCAUCUUCACAGGCUGGUUCCUGGCCUGGGACCCUCACAUGUGGAGCGCAGGGAAAUCAUAUGAACAGUUAAAAGAGGAGCUGGGAGACGCUGCUGCUAUCACAAGAAUCAUUGCUGAUAUGAGGGACACAACCCUUCCCCUGAAUUCUGAGCCAAAAUAUUACCCCCUAGAAGUUCUGUUGAAAAAUCAGAGUCAGGAGUUGCCAGAGGAUGUGAACCCUGCCAAAAAGGAGAAUUACCUCUCGGAACAGGACUUUGUUUCCGUGUUUGGCAUCACCAGAGGGCAGUUUGCUGCUCUGCCUGGCUGGAAACAGCUCCAGAUGAAGAAAGAAAAGGGGCUUUUCUGAGGCAAGAAGGCAUCUGCCUAUUGCAAGAUCCCAGAAGAGACCAGACAGUGCCAAUGUCAGCAAAGAAUUUCUCUAAUUUCUGCCUAAUGUCCAGCUACUUAACGGAGAGAGAGCAGAGCCUGCCACUCACAGCAUGCACUCCAUUUUUCUCAUCCCUGCAUCUCCUAGUUGUCAUAUACCUAAAAUGGUAGCUGCUCACUUGGAAAUGUUUAUGGUCUUCUGGCUGCAGCCUUAGCAGAAAAUGCUAAAACUGCAUGAAAAUCUGGAGAAGUCAAAAGUAAGAGAACAGAAAAAUUGUUUAAAGUGCUUAAUUCUGGGGCAAGGGCCCAUGUUUGUUUUACAUUUUAAGGUGGGUAUUUUCUAUUUAACCCACAAAUCAUCAAAGUUACUCACAUAUAUACAAAAUAAAAAAUGCUCAAAUCUG
Molecule: messenger RNA, 3866 nt
Organism: Odocoileus virginianus texanus
Lineage: Eukaryota; Metazoa; Chordata; Mammalia; Artiodactyla; Cervidae
Source: RefSeq, a predicted model, not a curated record